This is a messenger RNA of Rasamsonia emersonii CBS 393.64, 2748 nucleotides long. RefSeq names its product Dipeptidyl-peptidase IV. Bases 1 to 2748 code for a protein of 915 amino acids. Gene Ontology annotation, biological process: proteolysis. Gene Ontology annotation, molecular function: serine-type peptidase activity; dipeptidyl-peptidase activity. Lineage: Eukaryota; Fungi; Ascomycota; Eurotiomycetes; Eurotiales; Trichocomaceae. The transcript is spliced from 3 exons. The record is from RefSeq and is a predicted model, not a curated record.
AUGGCUCCAAAAAAGAAUGGAAAUAUCGGCGAGGAAUCCGUUCCACUCGCGAGUCGGCCCUCUGCAUCCUCGAUCUCCCGGAGCUCGACAGAUUCACUUUCUUCAGACGGGUCUCUUCUUGCCGACGUUCCGAAUACCUUUUUACAGCAAAAGUCGAGGCGAAUGGCAGAGGAUGGUCCUUAUCGUGAUCUCGAAGACGCGGAGUUUGACCCUGCUGAUGGUCUCUUGCGAGGAACGAACAGGAAGGCGAAGAGCGGGAGGACACGUCGCAUUUUAUGGAUACUAGGAUUAUUGUGUAUAGGCGGCUGGCUGCUUGCCUUUUUCCUGUUUCUGGGACAACGAAAGUCGGGUGAUGCCGCUACCGCAUCGACCCCGGCGAUCCAUGAACCCGACUCGGCUACAGGCACCACAAGCUACGGAAAACCCAUCACCCUUGACCAGGUUCUGAAUGGCAAGUGGUACGCCAAGUCUCACUCUAUUUCCUGGAUUGCUGGUCCAAAUGGCGAAGACGGACUGCUGCUCGAACAAAAUGAGGGCAGUCGGAAGGGAUACCUUGUGGUUGACGACAUCCGCAGCCGAGGGGGAGGGACUGAGCAUGCCGAGAGUCGAGUCUUGAUAAAGUCAUCUACAAUGUUCCAUGAGAGCGAGCUCAUCGUGCCAAAGAAUGUUUGGCCGAGCCCGGAUUUCAAAACCGUGCUCAUUCUGUCUGAUUACGAAAAGAAUUGGCGACACUCAUUCAGUGGGAGAUACUGGCUCUUUGACGUUGCAACGCAAUCGCUCAAGCCUCUAGACCCAGAUGAUCCUGAUGGACGAAUUCAGCUGGCGUCCUGGUCGCCUAAGUCUGAUGCGGUAGUCUUCACCAGGAAGAAUAACAUGUAUCUACGAAAAUUAUCAUCCGACAAAGUGAUCCAGAUCACAAAGGACGGAGGAAAGGAAGUCUUCUACGGUGUCCCCGAUUGGGUUUACGAGGAAGAGGUCUUUGGGGGCAAUAGCGCGACAUGGUGGUCGGGUGAUGGCAAGUAUGUUGCCUUCUUGCGCACAGAUGAGUCUAUGGUUCCAGAGUAUCCGCUGCAAUAUUUCCUGUCCAGACCAUCCGGAACGGAACCGCCGCCGGGCUUGGAGGUCUAUCCAGAUGUUAGACGACUCAAAUAUCCCAAAGCGGGAGCUCCAAACCCGGUCGUGAAUUUGCAAUUCUACGAUGUCGACAACAAUGACGUAUUUUCGAUUGACGUCCCGCAAGACUUUGCGGACGACGAUCGACUCAUCAUUGAGGUCCUUUGGGCAUCCAAUGGGAAAGUGCUUGUGAGGGAAACUAACAGAGAGAGCGAUGUCUUGCGAGUCGUUCUCAUGGACGUGAAGACGAGGAGUGGCAGGGUCGUCAGAUCCGAGGAUAUCGCGAGUCUCGAUGGCGGGUGGGUUGAGCCAUCUCAGUCCACAAGAUUUGUUCCUGCCGAUCCAGCGAACGGACGUCCGGACGACGGCUAUAUCGAUACCGUGAUCCACGACGGAUACGACCAUCUGGCGUAUUUUACGCCCCUGGAUAGCAGCAAACCCAUUUUCCUCACAUCAGGUGAAUGGGAAGUGGUGGAUGCGCCGUCGGCUGUUGACCUCAAAAGAGGCAUAGUCUACUUUGUGGCUACGAAAGAAUCGCCGACCCAGCGUCACGUCUACAGCGUCAAGCUGGAUGGGUCUGAUCUCAAGCCAGUGACGAACACGUCGAAGAUUGGCUACUAUGAUGUUUCGUUCUCCCACGGAGCUGGGUAUGCGUUGCUCAGCUAUCAGGGUCCCUCGAUCCCUUGGCAAAAGGUUAUCAGCACGCCAAGCAAUGUUGAAAACGUUUACGAGCAAGUGAUCGAGGAAAACAAGGAACUCGCCAAAAUGGUCGAGGAGUUUGCUCUUCCGGCGGAGAUAUAUCAGAAUAUCACGAUCGAUGGUUACACGUUGCAGGUUGUUGAGCGCCGGCCGCCGCAUUUCAGUCCUGUAAAGAAAUAUCCGGUCCUUUUCCACCUCUAUGGUGGGCCGGGCUCGCAAACAGUGAAUCGCAAGUUCACUGUCGACUUCCAGUCCUAUGUUGCGUCGAACUUGGGCUACAUCGUGGUCACAGUGGAUGGCAGGGGAACAGGCUAUAUCGGGCGCAAGGCGCGAUGCGUUGUGCGUGGCAACCUUGGCUACUGGGAAGCCCAUGACCAGAUUGAGACGGCCAAAAUUUGGGCAAAGAAGCCGUAUGUGGAUGAGAGUCGAAUGGCGAUUUGGGGCUGGAGCUAUGGCGGGUUCAUGACGCUCAAGACCCUUGAGCAGGAUGCUGGCCAGACGUUCCAAUACGGCAUGGCUGUGGCACCUGUGACUGACUGGCGGUUUUACGACUCUAUCUAUACCGAGCGGUAUAUGCACACACCACAGCAUAACCCGUCUGGGUAUGCCAACGCGACGAUUUCCAACAUGACGGCGCUUCAGCAGAACGUGCGCUUUCUUUUCAUGCACGGCGUUGCGGACGACAACGUGCAUUUUCAGAACUCGCUCGCGCUGAUCGACAAGCUCGAUGAGGCGAAUGUCGAGAACUACGAUGUGCAUGUCUUUCCGGACUCGGAUCAUAGCAUUUACUUUCACAAUGCGCACAAGAUGGUUUACGACCGUCUUUCCAACUGGCUGGUCAACGCCUUCAACGGCGAAUGGCACCGGACCGGGAAUCCAGUGCCGGAGACGAGCGCACGCCGACGUUUGCGGCGGUUUCUAUCGAUGUUCAAAUAG